Camarhynchus parvulus is the source of this 11787-nucleotide messenger RNA. RefSeq names its product E1A binding protein p400 (gene EP400). NCBI's taxonomy places the organism in Eukaryota, Metazoa, Chordata, Aves, Passeriformes, Thraupidae. The record is from RefSeq and is a predicted model, not a curated record. The transcript is spliced from 55 exons. Gene Ontology annotation, molecular function: ATP-dependent chromatin remodeler activity; ATP binding. The coding region runs from base 152 to 9562 and encodes 3136 amino acids.
GGCGCGGCCCGCGGGUGGCGGCGCAGGCGCGGCGGGACGCGGUUUGUCUCCUGCCGGCGCUGGUAGCGGCGCCCCCGCCCGCGCUUCCUGCCCGCAGCGAAUGGAACCCGCGGCGCCCGCGACUAUACUGUAAAACCUUAGAUCGGUGAGAAUGCACCAUGGCAAUGGUCCUCAGAAUGCCCAGCGCCAGCUGCAGAGAUCCAGGUCCUUCACGGGCAGUGAGGGAGAAGAACAACAGGCCAAUUUACCCCAGUCCCCCGCUGCCUCCUUCGCGCCUUCCGCGAGCCCCUCGGCGCCGCAGUCGCCCAGUUACCAGAUCCAGCAGUUCAUCAUGAGCCGGAGCCCCGUGGCCGGGCAGAACGUGAACAUCACCCUGCAGAACGUGGGCCCGGUGGCCUCGGGCAACCAGCAGAUCACACUCACCCCGCUGCCGCUGCCAAACCCGACGUCCCCGAGCUUUCAGUUCAGCCCCCAGCAGAGGCGCUUUGAGCAUGGCUCCCCCUCGUACAUCCAGGUCACCUCCCCGCUGCCCCAGCAGGUGCAGUCCCAGAGCCCCACUCAGCCCAACCCGGUGCCGGUGCAGGCGCUGUCCAACGUCCGCGCGGGCACCCCCGGGCCCGGCCUGGGCAUGUGCAGCCAGAGCCCCACCAGAGGCUUUGUGGAUGCCAGCGUGCUGGUGAGACAGAUCAGCCUGAGCCCUUCCAACGGCGGGCACUUCGUGUACCAAGAAGGACCGGGGAUUGCACAGAUUGCUCAAGGAGCUGCUGCACAAGUGCAGCUGCCAUCGUCCGGCCCGCCCGGCACCGUGAGGGAACGCCGGCUCUCGCAGCCGCACUCGCAGUCUGGGGGCACCAUCCACCACCUCGGCCCUCAGAGCCCCGUGGCCAGCGGGGCAAAUAUGCAAUCUUUGACUAGCCCGGGCCACAUCACAACGACCAACUUGCCACCCCAAAUCAGCAAUAUUAUCCAGGGGCAGCUAAUGCAACAGCAGCAGCAAGUUCUACAAGGGCAGCAGCUGAGUAGACCCAUUGGAUUUGACAGGACUUCUGGUGGAUUGAUAGCAGGAGUUGGAGGACCGAGCGCGUUUGGAAUGACAUCACCUCCUCCUCCCACGAGUCCUUCACGGGCCACUGUGCCACAGGGGCUGUCGAGUCUUCCUCUCACUCCUACAGCUAACACAGCAGUGAAGAAACAGCCCAAAAAGUUGGAGGAGAUUCCUCCUGCCAACCAAGAAACUGCUCAAAUGAGAAAACUAUGUUUGGAUCAUCACCACAAGCAGAUGGAAAUUCUUAAGGAAACUUUUAAGGAAUGUUUGAUUGAACUGUUUUUCCUGCAACAUCUUCAAGGAAAUAUGAUGGACUUUUUAGCUUUUAAGAAGAAACAUUGUGUUCCUCUGCAAGCAUACCUGAGGCAAAAUGACUUGGAUCUGGAGGAGGAAGAAGAGGAAGAACAAUCUGAGGUCAUCAAUGAUGAGGUAAAGGUUGUGACAGGAAAGGAUGGGCAGACUGGUACUCCUGUCGCUAUAGCAACCCAGCUUCCUCCAAAUGUUUCUGCUGCUUUUUCAUCCCAGCAGCAACCAUUUCAGCAAACGCAUACAGGGACUCCGGCGCCGGGGACUGUGAGCACCAUAGAGAUUGAAGCUUUUAAGAGACAGCAGCAGGCCCUUGCACCAGCAGAUUCGUCUAAGAGACCACGAAUUGAAGUGGGCCGUCAUGGGAUGGUUUUUCAGCACCCGGGUGUGGCUUCAGGAGUUCCUCUUCAACAGCUAAUGCCAACGGCACAAGGAGGGAUGCCUCCCACUCCGCAGACGGUGCAGCUGACGGGGCAGAAGCAGAGCCAGCAGCAGUACGACCCCUCCAAGGGCCCCCCGGUGCAGAACGCGGCCAGCCUGCACACGCCGCCGCCGCAGCUGCCCGUGCGCCUGCAGCCCGCCAACGUCCCCAUGGCGUCACUGCCCGCCACCCUGCAGCUCCCGCAGCAGCAGCCCCAGCUGGUGGAGCCUCCAGCCCAGCCCCAGAUCCAGGUGAAGAUCCAGCCCCAGAGCGUGCCCCUGACGGCCGCCCCGCUUCCAGCGCCGCUGCAGCAGCAGGUGCCACCGACGAUCCACGUGCAGGGACAGGCGCCCAGCCAAGUGUCACAGCCACAAGCUGCCAUACAGCAGCAGACUGUGACUCUGACACGGCCAUCUGCAGAUCCUGCUCAGAGUUCUCAGCGUCUUGCAGCAAAUCCACUGCCACCUACCUCAUCCACUGCUCCAGCAGCGAUCCCAGGCACAACACCGCCUUCUCCAUACCCUGUGCAAACAAACAGGACCUCUCCAGCCACCACCAAGUCCUUGUCUCCUAUUGCAUCCAAGCCUCCUGGCUUAGCAGUAGCAGCAGCAGCACCUAAAACACAAAGUCCAGCUCAGAAUGCAGCGGUGUUGCCACAGGAGAACUCUCAAGACAAGCUUGCUGAGCAAGUCAAGCUGGAAAAUCAAAUCCACCAGCGGAUAGCAGAACUGAGAAAGGAAGGUUUGUGGUCCCCCAGGCGGCUGCCUAAACUCCAAGAGGCUCCAAGACCAAAAUCCCACUGGGAUUAUUUGCUGGAAGAAAUGCAGUGGAUGGCAACUGAUUUUGCCCAGGAGAGAAAGUGGAAGAUGGCAACUGCUAAGAAGAUGGUAAGAACUGUGGCUCGUUACCAUGAGGAAAAGAAACUUAACGAAGAGCGAGCUAAAAGGGAGGAACAGAACAAACUGAGGAGGAUUGCAGCAUCCAUUGCUAGAGAAAUAGAGUAUUUCUGGUCUAACAUUGAGCAGGUUGUUGAAAUUAAACUGCAAAUUGAAUUUCAAGAGAAAAGGAAAAAAGCUUUGAAUUUAAAGAGAUUUUCAAGGAAAGGUAAGGAUGCAAAAGAAGACCUUUAUUUGGAAAAAGAAAGUGAAAUGGGGGGUUCAUCAUCUGGAAGGAAAAGAAAGGCAAGCACAUCUUUGACUGAUGAGGAAGUUGAAGAUGAAGAAGAAACAAUUGAAGAACAAGAAGCUAAAGAGGGAAACAUAAACCAUCAAACUGAAUUGUCUAAUCUAGCCAAAGAAGCUGAAUUGCCUCUGGAAGAUUUGGUAAAGAUGUAUGAAGGUGCCUUUGCAGAAAAUUUUCACUGGCCCCAGCCAAAGCCUGACAGUGAAGAGGAGAGCAGUGAGGAAGAAAUGGAAGACCACAUGUCUGAUAGGGAAAGUCCCCAGAAAGAAGUUGUCCUCAUAGAUUCCCUUCUCACCAUUGAUCAGUACAAGGGCAUGGACAGGUCGAGUCCUCCCAAGAAGAACGUGAGAGACAUAGCAGAAGUUGCUGCUGCAGCAGAGAUGUUGUUACCUAAAGGCAGCUCCAGGAUAACAACAGCAGUAAAAUACAACACUCCAUCACUACUGUAUGGGUCUCUCAGAGAAUAUCAGAAGAUUGGGCUGGAUUGGCUGGCAAAGCUGUACAGGAAGAAUCUCAAUGGCAUCCUGGCAGAUGAGGCAGGGCUUGGAAAAACAGUGCAAAUUAUUGCCUUUUUUGCCCAUUUGGCUUGUAAUGAAGGGAACUGGGGCCCUCACCUUGUUGUUGUCCGGAGCUGUAACAUACUGAAGUGGGAGCUGGAAUUGAAACGCUGGUGCCCAGGGUUGAAAAUACUUCUCUACUUUGGGAGCCAAAGAGAACUUAGGGCAAAAAGACAGGAAUGGACAGAACCCAACAGCUUCAAUGUGUGCAUCACUUCAUACAAGCAGCUGUUCAAGGGCCACACAGCAUUCAUGAAAAUGAGAUGGAAAUAUUUAAUAGUAGAUGAGAUGCAGCAAAUAAAGAAUAUGACUGAGAAACACUGGGAGGCACUUUUCAAUCUCCGCAGCCAGCAUCGUUUGCUUCUGAUAGACACUCCUUUGCAUAACACAUUGAUGGAGCUGUGGACCAUGGUACAUUUUUUGAUUCCAGGAAUUUCCAGACCUUACCUGGAUUUUCCAGUAAAAGCACCUAAUGAGGAGAACCAGGAUUAUUGCCAUAAACUGGUCAUCAGGUUGCACAGAAUGAUUCAGCCAUUUAUUUUGAGGAGAUCAAAGAGGGAUGUUGAGAAGCAGCUCACAAAGAAGUACGAGCACGUGCUCAAGUGCCGUCUGUCCAGUCGACAAAAAGCCAUGUAUGAGGAUGUCAUACUGCAACCAGGAACCCAGGAAGCCCUCAAAAGUGGGCACUUCAUCAGUGUCCUGCAUGUCCUGAUGCAGCUGCAGCGGAUUUGUAACCACCCUGAUCUGAUAAACCCCCGGCUCUCAAGCUCCUCUUAUGUAUCAGAAACCCUGGAAUACAGAACAGCCUCUCUGGUGCUGCGAGCCCUGGAAAGGGAUAUUUGGAAGGAAUCAGACCUGUCUCUUUUUGAUCUCAUUGGAAUGGAAGACAAAAUGACUCAUUAUGAAGCACAAAUGUUGCCAAAACAAAAGGUUACUAGAAAGUUGAUUGAAGAAAUCUACAGCUCCCCUCCACCACCAGCGAGGCCCAACCCAGUGAAGCUCAAACCAAGCAGGUUGUUCCAGCCCGUUCAGUAUGGUCAGAAGCCGGAGGGCAGGACUGUGGUUUUCCCAAGCACUCAAGUGCAGCGCACGGUGACCACGGCAACGGUGACUCAGCAGGGACAAGUUCGAGGCAGAUCCCCCAUAGCCACGGUGUCUUCAAAUCAAGCUGCAGCAGCACAGUUUCAGACAACUCAGGCUUCCACCAGUGCUCCAAGACACCAGCCUGCAGCGACCUUCACCACAGCAACUAGCGCAGCCAACCCUGUGAAACCGCGGGGCCAGAGCGCGGCGCCGGCCCCGCAGCCGGGCCAGCCCCAGGCACAGCCACAGCCCCCCCCGCACACCAUCCAACAGAGUGUGCUGCCUCAGAGGCUCGUACUGACCUCUCAGGCCCAGGCACGGUUGCCUAGUGGUGAGGUAGUAAAAAUAGCCCAGCUGGCUUCUAUAGCAGGAGCACAAGGCAGGAUUGCUCAGCCAGAGACCCCAGUGACUCUGCAGUUCCAAGGGAACAAGUUCACCUUGUCACACAGCCAGCUCCGCCAGCUCACGGCAGGGCAGCCUCUGCAGCUACAAGGAAGUGUCCUUCAGAUUGUGUCAGCCCCUGGGCAGCAGUACCUGAGGCCUCAGGGCCCCGUGGUCAUGCAGACAGUUUCCCAAGCAGGAACAGUGCAGAAUGCCCUGAAUGCUUUAGGAAACCAGCACCAGGCAGGUGGCCCAGCUUCCACUGCAGUCACACAGCAAGUUUGUAUUCCAGGGAGAGCUGCAGUUACUAACUUGCCAUCUGGUGACAUGGGAGCAGUGUUAAAACCAGCACCUUUGCAUGGACAGUCACAGGAGACGUUUGAGGAGAAGAACCGGCUCUUGAAGGAGCGCCUGGACAGGAUCUUCUCGGGCAACGAACGCCGCUGCUCACGGGCGCCGGUGUACGGCCGGGAUGUGCUGAGAGUUUGCUCCCUGGCUGGGGACACAAAGGCCUCCCAGCUGCCUUCCAGUCAGGCCAACAGCUGGAGGUGGGCUGGCUUUGUCAACUGCUGCCUUUCCACAAGUGCCUGCGGAGGCCCAAGUAACCCCUUGAGGGAAAUGAUCCUGGGGUUGGUUCAGCAGCAGGAAUCUCUAAAGGAUCUUGUUGACAGGGCUCUCUUCGUGUUGCCAGCUGCAGUUGCUGCUCCCCCAUGUUUCUAUGUAGCAAAUCCUCCCCCUUCAUACAGUCACAGACUGAAACUCCUGAAGCACAGCCUGAGGCAGAAGGCAGCUCCACACUUGCAUCAGUUGCAGCAGCUGACAACUCCUCACUUGCUGCAGUUCCCUGACCUCCGGCUGGUGCAGUAUGACUCAGGAAAAUUAGAAGCUCUUGCUGUGUUGCUUCAGAAAUUGAAAUCUGAAGGGCGCCGUGUGCUGAUUUUGUCGCAGAUGAUUCUGAUGCUGGACAUACUGGAGCUGUUCCUGAAUUUCCAUUUCCUCACCUUUGUGAGGAUUGAUGAAUAUGCCAACCAGGAGCAACGGCAGGAGCUGAUGAAGAUUUUCAACAGAGACAAGCGCAUUUUCUGCGCCAUCCUCUCCUCUCACAGCCGUUCCACAGGAGUCAAUCUUGUUGAGGCAGACACUGUUGUGUUCUAUGACAAUGAUCUGAACCCAGUGAUGGAUGCAAAAGCUCAGGAGUGGUGUGACAGAAUUGGGAGAUGCAAAGAUAUCCAUAUAUACAGGCUUGUCAGUGGUAAUUCUGUGGAAGAGAAACUUUUGAAAAAUGGCACAAAGGACUUGAUCAGAGAAGUGGCUGCUCAGGGAAAUGACUAUUCAAUGGCCUUUUUAACACAGCAAACAAUUCAGGAAUUGUUUGAGGUUCAUUCUCCUAUGGAGGAUUCUGGAUUUAGAGUGAAAGCAGAAGAAUUUGUAGUACUUUCUCAAGAGCCAUCUCCAGCAGAAAAUAUUUCACCUAAAGUUGCAAGACCAUUCAUAGAGGCCCUCAACAGCAUUGAACGAGAGGAUGAGGAGUCAAAUGAUCACAUACAAGGAAAAGGAUCUGAGUCAAGCAUUGAACCUUUAAUCUCAGAGCUCUGUGAGACAAAAUACAUUGAAGAGCCCUCACAGCUGCAGGAGUUAGUUGCUGUUGUGGAUCAGCUGACUCCAAUUGAGAAGUAUGCUUUGAAUUAUCUGGAGCUCUUCCACGGUUCAGUUGAUGACAAUGAGCCACGGUUGAGUGAGAUGGAACUGAAAACUGCAAAGAAAGCCUGGGAAGUCCAGCAUAUGAAGGAGUUAAAGGAAAGAGAGCAAAAAAUGCUUUGGGAGGAUGAAGAGGAGCUUCUUACCUACACUCGGGAGGAUGCGUACAACAAAGAAUAUGUCUAUGAAGGUCCAGAUGGACAAACUGAAAUUAUGCCACUCUGGACUCCUCCUACUCCACCUCAGGAUGAUAAUGAUAUCUACAUAGAUUCUGUUAUGUGCCUGAUGUAUGAUACCACCCCUAUUCCAGAGUCAAAACUGCCUCCAGUUUAUGUCAGGAAGGAGCGUAAACGACACAAAACAGAUCCCUCUGCAGCAGGUAGAAAGAAGAAGCAACGCCAUGGGGAGACAGUUAUCCCACCUCGUUCACUCUUUGAUAGAGCAACUCCAGGAAUGUUGAAAAUGCGCCGGGAGGGCAAAGAGCAAAAGAAGAACAUCUUGUUGAAACAACAGACACAGUUUGCAAAGCCUUUGCCAACUCUUGUCAAACCAGCUACUGAGGCUGGGCAGGAUAAUCCAGAGUGGUUGAUCAGUGAAGACUGGGCACUUCUGCAGGCAGUGAAGCAGCUGCUGGAGCUUCCUUUAAACCUUGCUGUUGUGUCACCAGCACACACUCCCAACUGGGACCUGGUCAGUGAUGUUGUUAACUCCUGCAGCAGAGUCUAUCGCUCGCCCAAGCAGUGCCGCAACCGAUACGAGAAUGUCAUAAUCCCAAGGGAGGAAGGAAAGCUAAUGUACGAAGCUAAUCCUAAAAAGAAGACAAAAAGUAUUUAUAAGACUAAAAACAGUCGCCCACUUCGUACCAAUCAGAUCUAUGCUCAAGAUGAGGGUGCAACCCACACACAGCUUUAUACUAAUCAUUUUGAGAUGAUGAAAAUGAUUGCAGGGAAAAGAAGUCCACCUAUCAAACCUCUACUCGGCAUGAAUCCUUUCCAGAAGAAUCCAAAGCAUGCAUCGGUGCUUUCUGAAAGUGGAAUCAACUAUGAUAAGCCCCUCCCUCCGAUUCAAGUCGCGUCCCUCCGAGCAGAACGCAUUGCCAAAGAGAAAAAGGCGCUGGCAGAGCAGCAGAGGGCCCAGCAGCAGACGGGCCCCCAGCCCCAGCAGCCCCAGGCAGGCCAGCAGCCCCCACAGCAGCCCCCCGUGCAGCAGGCCCAGGCCCAGCCACAGGCACAGGCACAAGCACAGGUAGUUCAGCAGCCACAGGCAGUGGUGCAGACUGCAGUCACUACUGUGGCCAACACAGCAGUAUUGGCAGGCACCAUCAAAACAGCAGUGACGGGGACAAGCAUCCAGACUGCUACAGUGAGUGGAAAUGUGAUUGUGAACACUGUUGCUGGGGUCCCUGCUGCCACCUUCCAGCCCAUCAAUAAACGUCUGGCCUCACCUGUCAUACCUGGGACGCUGACUACCUCGGGAGGCACGGCCACUGCCCAGGUGGUUCACAGCCAGCCCCGCGCGGCCGCGGCGCCCGCAGCCUCCACCGAGCUGGUGACCAUCGCCUCCACGCAGGGCGUGCGCGCCGUGACGUCGGUGACAGCCUCAGCCGUGGUCACCACCAACCUCACCCCUGUGCAGACCCAGACAAGGUCUUUGGUGACCCAGGUGACACCAGCUACACCAACAGUCCAGCUGUCAGGCAAAACCAUCACCCCUGCUCACUUCCAGCUGCUCAGGCAACAGCAGCAGCAGGCUGCUCAGGUGCAGGUCCCACAGAUCCAGGCUCAGGCACAAGCCCAGUCUCCAGCUCAAAUAAAAACUGUAGGGAAAUUAUCACAGGAGCAACUGAUCAAGUUGCAGAAGCAGAAGCUGCAGCUCCCCCAGCAGCAGGCAGCACAGCAGACACAGCAAGGGGCACAGCAGCAAACAGCACAAGUACAAGUGCAGCAGCAGCAGCAAACCCAGCAGCUCACUGCUGUGACAGCCCCUCGUCCUGGCGCUGUUCUCACGGGCACCACGGUCACCAACCUGCAAGUGGCACGCCUGACUCGUGUUCCUGCUUCCCAGCUCCAAGCACAAGGACAGAUCCAGGCCCAGACUCCACAAGCAGCACAGGUUGCUCUGGCAAAGCCUCCAGUGGUGUCUGUUCCAGCUGCUGUUGUGUCAUCUGCAGGAGUCACCACACUCCCUGUGACUGUGGCAGGCAUUAGUGUUGCCAUUGGGCAGCCACAGAAAGCAGCAGGAGGCCAGACCGUAGUUGCACAGCCACUGCAUGUCCAGCAGCUGCUGAAACUCAAGCACCACCAAGCAGCACAGCAGCAGAAGGCCAUCCAACCCCAGGUUGCACAGGGACAAGCUACUGUGCAGCAAAAGAUAAAUGCUCAACAGGUCACAGUCCAGACCCAACAGCAGACUUCACAGCAGCAAAAAGUAACUUAUGCUACACAGCCUGCCAUUAAAACCCAGUUCUUAACAACUCCAAUUUCCCAAACCCAGAAACCAGGUGGAACCCAGCAAGUGCAGGCCCAGAUUCAGGUACAGGUUGCAAAACUCCCACAAGUGGUCCAGCAACAGGCUACUGUUGCCAACAUUCAGCAGAUGGUUUCAGUUUCCCAACAGGUACAAGCUCAGCCCCAAACCGUGACCCUUUCUCAGACGACAGCAGGACAACAGCAGGUUCAGGUGAUCCCUGCAACCACUGCUACUGCUCAGGUGGUGCAGCAGAAGCUGAUCCAGCAGCAGGUUGUGACCACAGCAUCUCCCCAGGUUCAGGCUCCAGGUGUACAGAACCCAGCCCAGACACCAGCAACACCUGAAGCCCAGAGUCAGCAAGCAAAAGUACAGAUGAGGACGCCGACUGUCAGAUUAAAGGCACCUACUAAACCAAGUUGAACUAUUGCAAUAACAGAGAAACACAGUAUUUGUGUUUGCUGAGACAAGUGAGAAGCUACUCCAAACAUCCAAAUGAAGACAAAACACCUCUAUUUUUUUUUUUUUGUAGCAGAAGGUUUCUUGCUGGUGAACAUUUAAACAUGAAAACUCACAUGUAACUUCAGUAUAUUAGCAACUGUUUAGCACUCAAACUCUGUACAAGAUGCAUUCUGCCUGUGUUCUCUGUGCUCAUUUAAACCACAUAAAGCAAGCAUUACUUAGGUUGAAAUUCUGCCCAGCUUCUCAAAAGUGAAAUGGUGAUCUGCCAUAAAUGUCAGUAAAAUCCAUCUGUGUUAGAAUACCACACCUGCCUGUGGCCAUGUGCAGCUCCUUGCUGUAGUUCAGUGUGUGCUCAGUACCCACAGUGAAGGCACACAAAAGACCAGGUGUAGUUGAUACAGCACAGUAUUUUCCAUCUGUACAAAAGCUCUGUGUUGUUCUUCCCUGUGCUAAACACCCCUGGAAGAUCUAACACAGGCUUGAAGUGCUCCCUGCAAAGUUUAGCCAAUAAAUGUGAAAACCUGUAAGUAUAUGUAAUUAAAAAGAAAAAAAAAAAAGGUUUCAUUCUCCAUUUUUGUAAGUCUUUUAAAAUGUUUGUUAGUAGUUUUUGUGUACAGUUUACUGAAUCACCCAACCUGUGUGCUCAUUCUCGUAUUUCACUUUAAAAUAAUGGAUAUUUUAGGCAUGAGCUGAGUAAAUACUGUGUUGAUAGUAAAUGUGUAUUAAAGUGUAGCCCAUUUUUUUUUGUAAAAGAAUUGUUCAGUAGAUGCAGCUAAACAGAUGAUCCAUAGCUGUUUCUCUUGGGACUUCUGUCACAAAAAAUCUCCAGCUGAUAAAAUCUAAUCUCUCAGUUUCAUUCUGCUCUUGCAACAUGUUUAAAUGUUCAGUACUUUUUACACGGCUUUCAGCUUCGGGGGUGGGGGGCUGGGGGAAAGGGAGAAUAGUGAAAUUAAAUCUAAGACUUAAUUCUUCAACUGUGUAAAGAGUAAGAUCUAACUUUUGUACUAUUCUUUUACUAAAGCUAACAAUGAAUGUAUCUUCAGGUGGGUAUUUUGGAUGUGAAUAGAGCGUGGCCUCUUCCUCCAAAUCAGUUUGCCUUAUUGUUAUGGAGAAAAAAAAAAAGCAAAAAGCUGCAUAGAACUGUGGGGGGUUUCUUUACUUUUCUUGCAUACAAUGAAUAACAGACUUUGCAAACAGCACUGAGUAAGGAAUCAAAAAGCCCAUAGUGGCUUGAAGGGAUUUAUUUUACUUUGGCCAUAAAACUGCACAACAUGUAAAAUCCAGACAAAAUUACAACAUUCCUUUUCUGAGAUGGUUUUAAAAUUAUUUUUUCAUUCUGUGAUCUUUUUACUCUUUUAGGAAAGGAGCCUAUUUAAGGGCAAGGAAAGCAUAUAUUUUGUUUUUACCUCUGUAUGUCCACACUUGUUGGUACCUGGCAAUCCACAUGGCUUAAACAAGAAAGAAUUCUCAGCCAGCUCCUCUGUGUUAGUUGGGAUAGGUACAGCCAAUUCUGUUCAGAUCACAAAUGUAACAUUGGCUCAGGCAGUCUGAUUUUUUUAUUUUAUAACUCUUUUUUCCUGCAUACUUUUUUCUUGGACCCUCAGGUGUACAAAUACAAGGGCAUUUUGGGUUUUUUAAAGCUGUUUUUGCAUGCAGUAGUAUUCCCCUGACCCUGCUAACCCCUGGCGUGUGCCAUCCCCUAAACUUCACUGCCAGCCAGGGAGCUGGCACUGCUGACAGCAGAAUAGUUUAAAAUGCAAAGCAGAUGCAGUGGUAAUGGAUAGUGACACUGUGUACAGUAUAGCCUUGCUCAUCCAAAAAUAUUGCUUAGGUAGCCCCAGUUUUACUUUUAAGUGUUUAGCUUUUAUGAUGUGCAUGAAGGUCGGGGUGGGGGGGAACAGUUCCAGCAGUGGGAGAGCUGUUGGCUACGUCGUUGUGCUGGUCUGAUUUGGUGUCUAAAGAGGCGAUUGUUUCUUGUUUAGGUCAGUUGAUGAAGAUAAAAAGUCACCAUUAUUUUUUUUUCCUUCUAAUUAUUUUUUUUCUUCCUUUCGAUGUGUCUUUCUCCCAGGAGUGUGUUAGGAAGUCAACCUGUACAUAAGUGAUGAACAUUUGUACUCGCCCCAGUAGGAUGAUAAGGAAUAGUGCUGUAUCCUACCUGAAGGUGUAAUAAAGUGUACAUUUUUAUA